AUGGCAAACGUACAACCCCCUAAGAAGAAGCUGCAAAUCCUCUUCCACGCCAUGGACGGCACUGGCCAUCUGAAUGCUUGUGUGGGCAUGGCAGAGGCACUGAUUAAACGAGGCCACUCGGUCCUCUUUCUCGUCAAUGCCGCUUUCAAGGGUCAAUUUUCUAAGUAUGGUUUUGAAGAGCUGACCCUAGAGCGGGCGAAAAAAGAAGGAGAAGAUAAGGGAAAGGGAAAAGGAGGAAAUGGCCCUUCUGAAGAGCAGGUCAACCCAGUGAAAGCUUUUGCCAAGAUGAUUCUCAAGUCGGGCAUGCUCAACGACAAGACGCCACUUGAACGGGUGAAGGAGAUGGCAGAGAAGCGAGCCAAAGGAGAUGACAAAGACCAGGAAUUUAUCAAAUCGCUCUACGAAUCAACAGUCGAUUUUAAUCCACAAAUCAAGCGGGCGAUUGAGGAACGCAAACCCGACCUUUUCAUUCUAGAUCACUUUUUGAUUCCGCCCUGUUUGCCUGAGUCGGGUGUUCCGUGGCUGUACCUGUUUAGCGGAAACCCGAUUGCUAUUUAUGGAUCUAAGGACUUGCCGCCCUUUACUACUGGUUACCCAACUGACAGUGACCGGGCCCUUUGGGAUGAGUUCCUUUCAUAUAAAAACUCCAUGGGUGACUCCUUUCACAAGUACCAGCAGAAAUUGUAUGAACACUUUGGCUAUGAAGCAACAGAAGAGGAUUUUCCAAAGAAAGAUGGAGGUAUUUUUCCGCAGUGCAAGUACGGCUACGUUUACGGGUAUCCAAAGGAACUCGAUUACCAGGACCUGAUCCCCAUUCCCGAGAAGUUCAUCGGCAUGGAUGCCUUCUGUCGAGAGACCAAGCCAGCAGAGCCAUUCAAACUGCCUGAAGGUUUUGCCAAAGAAGGUGAAAAGCUGAUCUUCUUCAGUCUAGGAAGUAUGGGCAGUGUUGACGUUGAGCUGGUGAAACGGGUCACCUCGAUCCUCUCCUCGAAAACUCCAUACAAAACCAUCGUCUCUAAGGGACCACUGGCUGAUGAGUAUGAACUCCCAGAACGGUGUUGGGGUGAGGGUUUCCUUCCCCAAACUCAAAUUCUACCUCUUGUUGAUUUGGUCAUCACUCACGGUGGAAACAACACCGUCACCGAGACCUUCAGCUUUGGCAAGCCACAAAUUGUACUCCCAUUGUUCGGAGACCAGUACGACAACGCCCAACGACUGACUGAGAAAGGCUUUGGACGUCGUCUGGAGACGUACAAGUUCAAAGAUCAGGAGCUGGUGGACGCUGUGGAGGCGCUGAUCAAUGAUCAAAAGCUCAAGGAGCGAUUGGAAGCAGCUGCCAAGCGGAUUGCCGCUGACCGCAGCAAAGAGGUCGCAUGCAUGAAGAUUGAGGCAGUUGCAGAGAAGUACGCAAAGUGA
This is a messenger RNA of Rhagoletis zephyria (snowberry fruit fly), 1416 nucleotides long. The record is from RefSeq and is a predicted model, not a curated record. NCBI's taxonomy places the organism in Eukaryota, Metazoa, Arthropoda, Insecta, Diptera, Tephritidae.